CUGAUCGCUAGGGGGCGUCAAAGCUCAAGAAUAAUAUGAAAGAAGCUGGCUUAUGAUUAUGUUAUAUAGUUUACUGUUUACUUAAUUCUAAUUUGAAAUGACUACCAUUCGUCCAUUCACGUGUGAUGACAUGUUUCGCUUCAAUAAUGUAAAUUUAGAUCCUUUAACAGAGACAUAUGGUUUAUCCUUUUAUCUUCAAUAUCUUGCUCACUGGCCAGAAUAUUUUCAAGUUGCAGAAGCUCCAAAUGGUGAUAUAAUGGGUUACAUAAUGGGAAAAGCAGAAGGACCUGGAGAAAAUUGGCAUGGACAUGUGACAGCCCUCACUAUUGCUCCAGAGUACAGAAGAUUGGGCCUGGCAGCAACAUUAAUGGCUGGUCUGGAAGAAAUAUCAGAGAAAAAAAGAGCAUACUUUGUAGAUCUCUUUGUUCGAGUUUCAAAUAAAGUUGCUGUGGCAAUGUACAAACAGCUAGGAUAUAGAGUGUAUCGACGAGUUCUGGAGUAUUAUUCUGGAGAUCCUGAUGAAGAUGCAUUUGAUAUGCGAAAAGCACUUUCUCGGGAUGUCCAUAAAAAGUCAGUGAUUCCAUUACCUCAUCCAGUUCGACCCGAAGACAUUGAAUGAUGACUUCAGUUGGAAUCGGAUUGAAAUAUGACAGAGAGGCAGUCUGAAUCACUUUAAAGAUUCAAACCUCCUCUCUAAUGUCAUAUUUCAGUACUGAUUAUCAAAUUUUGUUCAACAUCUCAGAACUGAGUAAAAUAUGUUUUGCAUUAAAUUUUUUUUAAACAGUUGUUACCAGGAUAACCUAUUUUAUCUUUAGUUACAAAAAUCUGAUGGAGAACCCAUUGAUCAUGAAGAUUUACUGUCGGUACUGAAUGUAAAAGCCAGUUUCAGCUUUGUCUUCUGAAUCGCUUUUCUUUUUUUGUAUGCAAACAAUAGGAAAAAAUAGGUCUGCUCAAAAAUUACAAUAAGAGAUAAGAGCUUUUUUUAAUAUGAUAUUGGCAGUAAAGUUUCUACGUAUGUUAAGUUUAAAAUAAAGAGUGUUACUAACAGUUAGAAUUAUGAUAAUAUUUGAAUUGGAAAUGUACAUAAAAUGUAAGAAAAAAGGAGAAAGCAAUAGAGCGAUAUAAUAUUUAUAUGGAGUUGCACUCUUUCAACACAAACGACAGUUUAAAACUUCACGAUUUAAAAACUGAUAAGAAAAAAGGUGUCUAUAUGACUGUUCAGUGUUUUUCACUUGUAUUGAAUGUUUUAAAUGAAUCUGAAAGUUUUAAUAAACCACAUUUUAAUGUUCUUUAAACUUUUAA
Messenger RNA from Limulus polyphemus (Atlantic horseshoe crab), 1302 nucleotides. RefSeq names its product N-alpha-acetyltransferase 20-like (gene Naa20A). Lineage: Eukaryota; Metazoa; Arthropoda; Merostomata; Xiphosura; Limulidae. The coding region runs from base 98 to 619 and encodes 173 amino acids. The record is from RefSeq and is a predicted model, not a curated record. The transcript is spliced from 6 exons. Gene Ontology annotation, molecular function: protein-N-terminal amino-acid acetyltransferase activity. Gene Ontology annotation, biological process: N-terminal peptidyl-methionine acetylation. Gene Ontology annotation, cellular component: NatB complex.